Messenger RNA from Phytophthora infestans T30-4, 2043 nucleotides. RefSeq names its product ras GTPase-activating protein-binding protein, putative. Gene Ontology annotation, cellular component: ribonucleoprotein complex; cytosol. NCBI's taxonomy places the organism in Eukaryota, Oomycota, Peronosporomycetes, Peronosporales, Peronosporaceae. The transcript has a single exon. Gene Ontology annotation, molecular function: mRNA binding. The record is from RefSeq and is a predicted model, not a curated record. The coding region runs from base 45 to 1511 and encodes 488 amino acids.
CCGUCAAACCCGCUACGAGUAGCUCCCCAUACAUUUCGCCCCCAAUGCCCGAGACGUCCGCCCCCGCCGCCCACGAGGACGAGCCGACGCCGUCUCCGUCCACCGUGGGCAACACGUUUAUGCGUCAGUACUAUCACUUCCUGGCUAAGGAGCCGCAGAGUCUGCACCGCUUCUAUAAGGCUGAAAGUCGGUGGUGCCAUGGCGUUGGCUCGCACAUGGAGGAGCCUAUCGCGGGUCAACGUGCCAUCAACGACCAGAUCCUUAAGCGCGGCUAUGCUGGAGCUCGCGUGGACUUGGAUGCGGGCUCCAUCGACUGCCAGAACUCUCUUGGCGGCGGUGUGCUCGUGUUGGUCACAGGCGUCAUGACGUUGCGUGACGACCCCGUACCCAAGCCUUUCGUGCAGACUUUCUUCUUGGCUGUGCAGCCUAAGGGCUACUUUGUGCUGAAUGAUUGUCUGCGCUUCCUUGAACUUCCCGGUGCGUCGCCUGUCGACGAGGUUAAGGACAAGGAGAACGGCAAGGCCGAGACGCCCAAGUCGCCUGUUAAGGUGGAGACACCUGUGCCUCUUUCUCCUAAGAAAGCAGCGUCGCCUGUUCAGACCAUAAAGACUACGACCACCAAGGAAGUGAAGGAAGCUGCUCCUGCGUCGCCUGUUAAAGCCACGGCUACAGUUGCCUCGUCACCUGUCAAGAAGAUAACGACUACUACGACUACUACGACGAAGGAGGUUGAGACGCCUGCUGUUAAGACACCGUCGCCGGUUAAAUCUCCAGUUAAAUCGCCGGAAAAGUCGCCUAAGAAGCAGGAUAAGGCGCCGACUCCUGCGUCGCCCGCUCCCGCUCCGGCGGAUCCCGUUGUGACGUCUCCAGCUGAGCCGGAGAAGCCCAAGACGUGGGCUGCCUUGUUCUCGGGCUCCAAGCCAGCCAGUGUCACACCGUCUGCGCCUGUUUCGACUCCUGUGAAGCCGUCGACGCCCAAGGCUGCUCCUGCCCCCGCUCCUGCGUCGAUUACUCCGACUACGAAUGCUCCCGCGCCCGAGAAGUCGCCUAAGAACAAGACUGGAAACGGCAAGGAGAAGGAACACAAGCGUCUGCACAGUCUGUUCAUCCGGGACGUGCCGGCACAGACCAGUGAGAACGACCUACGCGAGCUGUUCAAGAGCUACGGCUCCAUCGCUGGGGUGAGUGUCGUGGCUCAACGUGGCUUCGCGUUCGUGGACUACUACGAGCAGGAGAGCAUGCGUGCGGCUCUGGCGGAGACGAAGGAGCUCAAGGUGUUCGACAAGGUGCUCCAGGUGGACGAACGUGCCGAACGCAAGGAUGGACAGCGCGGCAGCUUCCGCAGCAACGACACGCGUGGCCGUGGACGUGGCCAUGGACCCAAGAGCGGUCGUGGUGACCGAAAGGAACGUAACGGCGACGAAGCUCCUUCCAAGGGUGAGCGACGUGAAGCUCCGCGUCGCGAGAAGACGGGCAACCGCCGUGGUGGCAAGGUGGACGCCACGUCGUAAAGCGGUAUAAUAUGUGCAGCAGCCAACUUGCAAGACACCAAGCGGUGAAGCUCAGAAGCUCAGCUUUCAGAUUGUGAAAAGGGUACAGUCACAAUCGGUGGCUGGCAAGCAACGCACUAGGUAGGCAGACAAACACAAGAACACAAAAUGAGCAGAGAGGGAAGGGACACAGGAGGUGAAGCAAUCUCCUCUCGGCUCGAUAGGGUAGAACAGCAAACAGAGGGGGCUUGGGAACCAGAAAUGACACAGAACCAAUUCCUGCUGUGAACUUUGGCACCGGAAACACCACGACCACAAUUUCAUUUCGUCCGUCACGUGGUGACCCCAUAAACAUGUUGUUACUAUGCCUGUCAAACACUCGUCCCUGGUUGCUAUUGGGUGCUACUUCUUACAGUACAGUGAGCAGCGUUACUGCACCACCUGCGCUUCCUUCAGCACGCGAGCUGCCUUCUUGGUGUCUCCUUUCUUCAACAGCACGUAGACUAACAGCUCCAGAGAUUCACGGCAGUUGGGGUUCUCCCUCACAGCUCGA